Capsella rubella is the source of this 809-nucleotide messenger RNA. Its product is annotated as cyclin-dependent protein kinase inhibitor SIM. The record is from RefSeq and is a predicted model, not a curated record. The transcript has a single exon. NCBI's taxonomy places the organism in Eukaryota, Viridiplantae, Streptophyta, Magnoliopsida, Brassicales, Brassicaceae. Gene Ontology annotation, biological process: regulation of DNA endoreduplication. Bases 212 to 598 code for a protein of 128 amino acids.
ACACAUAUACAACAACAACAAAAAAAAGGUAUGUAAGUAAAGACAGAAGCACAUAUAAAUAAGAGAAACCUACAAGUCCACUUCUCUAAGAAGAUUUGUUCAGCAGGCGCACACACACACACACACGCCAAAACACAAAAAACACUAAAACAAAACCCUUCAAGAACAUUUAAUAUUUUUUAUAUAUACCAAAAGAAAAGAAAAAAAAGGAAUGGAUCUUGAUUUAAUACAAGAUCUGCCAAUCUUGAAGUUCCCACCAGCCAUCAAGAUCGUCCGAUCCAACAACAGAGAUGAUGAUGAUGACUGCGGCGGCGGCGGCGGCUGCACCACUCCUACUUCCUCCGACCACAAGAUUCCUCCAACCACCGCCACUACUCCUCCUCCUCCGCCGCAGAAACCCCGCCCACCCUCGACGCCUUCGUCUCUCGGCGUCAGAUCUUGCAAGAGGAAGCUUAUGACGUCAUUGUCUAAGUACGAGAUCAUUGUCAACAAAGAUGAGAUCGAGCGCUUCUUCUCCUCCGUUUACAACCAGACGACGAUGACCUCAUCCACCACCACCAAGCGGCGGAGAAGUUUCCGUUCUUGUUCGCAAAGAUGAUCAAUUAUUGGAAAAUUUCACUAAAGGUUCCAUAAUUUCCAAUAGUCUUUUUUUUUUUUUUAAUUUGCGAUUUUUUUAAAAUUUGAUGUAAUGUGUUUUAAUCAACUUUACACGUCGACCCACUCUAUAAAUAUACAUGUGCGAUCGAUCGAUGGAAUCUUUUGUUUCUUUUUUUACUAAAUUUUUGCUAUCCCUAUAGCUCUUUUGAAUA